UCAUCAUCUAUCCCCGAAGCCUUAAACAUAGAUUCCUCAGAUUCCAUACCCAUCUGAAUCUCCUUUUUUGUAUCAAUCAUCAUGGUGUACAACUGUUUCACCCUCCAUCUCCAUCCCCAUCCCAAUCCCCACCACUCUCUCUCCUCUUCAAUCUUUCCAAAAUCAAGACCCAAUUCUUCAUUCACCACCACUCUCCUCAAUCCAAUUACCAUAACUACCAAAAUACCCAUCACCCAAAACCAAACCCUUCACAAAAGAUGUCAACUUUUUCCACCCAUGGCAUCAUCAAUCCAAUCCAAGCCCAACCUAGAAUUCGAUGAAUUCGAGUCCGAUCCAACCCUCACCAACGAUGACCUCAAGCCGACGACGCCGGAUCAACGGACCUUUUCCUGGUGGGAAUUGGCUAGCCUAUGGGUUGGGCUUGUUGUGGGUGUUCCAUCAUACUACCUAGCAGGCAGCCUAGUUGACCUUGGCAUGUCAUGGUGGCAAGGAAUUGCCACUGUUGUUGCUGCCAACAUAAUCUUACUAGUCCCACUAGUCCUCACCGGCCAACCCGGAACCCGCUACGGCAUCUCAUUCCCGGUCCUCGCCCGGUCGUCGUUUGGGGUCCGUGGGGCCCACAUCCCAACCCUCCUUAGGGCAUUGGUUGGUUGUGGAUGGUAUGGUAUUGAGACCUGGAUUGGUGGUGAGGCAAUUUUCCUACUUUUGCCCAAAUGCAUCACGGACACAUCAUCUUUGACCCAAAACCUACCUUGGCUUGGCACUUCUCCACUUGAAUUCACUUGUUUUCUAGUCUUUUGGUUUGCCCAAUUGACAAUAGUGUGGAAAGGCAUGGAAGGUAUUCGGAAACUUGAAAAAUACUCUGCUCCAAUCCUCAUAAUUCUCACCUCUUGCCUCCUCAUUUGGGCCUAUGUUAACGCUGGUGGCUUUGGCCACAUGCUCUCACUCUCCUCCAAACUUUCCUCUUCACAAUUUUGGGCAGUUUUUUUCCCAUCCCUCACAGCCAACAUAAGUUUUUGGGCUACUCUAGCCCUUAACAUCCCUGAUUUCACCCGAUACGCCAAGACCCAAACCGAUCAAAUUGUGGGUCAGGUGGGGCUCCCAAUGUUCAUGGGGUUAUUCACAUUCGUUGGCCUGGCCGUGACCGCAUCUACUGAGGUGAUUUUCGGGCACGUGAUCUCCAACCCAAUUCAACUCCUGGGUCAAAUUGGAGGUUUCUCAACGAAAAUUUUAUCAAUUUUUGGAAUUAGUUUGGCGACCAUCACGACCAACAUUGCUGCCAAUGUUGUGGCCCCUGCUAAUGCCUUGGUCAAUCUCAGCCCUUCAAAUUUCACAUUCAGAAGAGGGGCAAUUUUAACAGCAUUGCUUGGCAUUGCUUGCCAGCCUUGGAGGCUACUUAAGUCAAGUGAGAGCUUUGUCUACACAUGGCUUGUCGGUUACUCCGCAUUGUUGGGUCCAAUUGGGGGCAUAAUUUUAGCAGAUUACUAUGUUAUUAGGCAAACCAAUUUGAGUGUUGAGGAUUUGUAUUCGUUGAGUCCUCGUGGGGCAUACUAUUACUCAAAUGGGUAUAAUUUGGCAGCGAUGGCAGCUCUGGUGGUUGGGAUUUUGCCAGUAGUGCCAGGUUUUUUGCAGAAUGUUGGGAUUCUCACGACGAUCCCGGAUUCAUUUGUGGUGAUUUAUAACAAUGCUUGGUUUUUUGGCUUCUUUACUGCAGGGUUUGUUUACUGGAUUCUUUCGUGUUUGAAGGGAAAUCAAAGGAAUUCUCAACUUGUUGACCCCCUUUUGCCCACUACACCAUGAAAUGUUUUGCUCAUUUUUUAUUUUUUACAAUCCUAUCUAUGAAGCACAAUAUAUAUGCACACAGUUUGAUUUGAAAUGGUAGUGCACGUUUCUCCAGUUGAUUUAUGGAUUUCGAGUGUUCCAUUGA
Molecule: messenger RNA, 1927 nt
Organism: Camellia sinensis
Lineage: Eukaryota; Viridiplantae; Streptophyta; Magnoliopsida; Ericales; Theaceae
Gene: NCS1
Product: permease, cytosine/purines, uracil, thiamine, allantoin family protein
Biological process (GO): transmembrane transport; nucleobase transport
Cellular component (GO): plasma membrane
Molecular function (GO): nucleobase transmembrane transporter activity
Source: RefSeq, a predicted model, not a curated record